AUGGCCGAGGGCUCAGUGAGUGCAGCGCAGGUGGAGACCGCCUUCCAGAAGUUUGCGGUCCACGGGGACACCAAGGCCACGGGGAAGGAGAUGAACGGCAAGAACUUUGCAAAGCUUUGCAAAGACUGCAACGUCACUGACGGGAAGAAAGUCACCACCAUAGACGUGGACAUAGUUUUCAGCAAAGUCAAGGCAAAGUCAGCUCGUGUAAUCACAUUUGAGCAAUUCAACCAGGCCCUGACUGAACUGGCUGCCAAGCGUUUUAAAGGCAAAAGCAAGGAGGAGGCGCAGCAACAGAUCUAUGGUCUCAUUGUUGGGAAGGAGCCGGCCAAUGCCGGAACCACUAAAGUAACGAACGCAGCAGCCGUGGACAGACUGACUGAUAGCACCAAGUACACUGGAGCGCACAAGGGGCGGUUCGAUGAGACUGGCAAAGGAAAAGGGAAGGCCGGGCGUGAGGACAUCGCAGACACUAGCGGCUACGUGUCAGGGUACAAGGGCAGCGGCACUCACGAAGACAAAGUUAAAGAAUAA
This is a messenger RNA of Limanda limanda (common dab), 534 nucleotides long. RefSeq names its product tubulin polymerization-promoting protein family member 2 (gene tppp2). The coding region runs from base 1 to 534 and encodes 177 amino acids. Lineage: Eukaryota; Metazoa; Chordata; Actinopteri; Pleuronectiformes; Pleuronectidae. Gene Ontology annotation, molecular function: tubulin binding. Gene Ontology annotation, cellular component: microtubule. Gene Ontology annotation, biological process: microtubule bundle formation; positive regulation of protein polymerization; microtubule polymerization. The transcript is spliced from 3 exons. The record is from RefSeq and is a predicted model, not a curated record.